Molecule: messenger RNA, 1714 nt
Organism: Xylaria bambusicola
Lineage: Eukaryota; Fungi; Ascomycota; Sordariomycetes; Xylariales; Xylariaceae
Product: P-loop containing nucleoside triphosphate hydrolase protein
Exons: 1
Coding region: 490-1302 (270 amino acids)
Biological process (GO): nucleobase-containing compound metabolic process
Cellular component (GO): cytoplasm; mitochondrion
Molecular function (GO): ATP binding; AMP kinase activity
Source: RefSeq, a predicted model, not a curated record
GGAGGCAACACCGAGACUCGGGGUUGGACCUGGUGAGAGUCAAUUGCUCUAAUCCCCGCCGUCAAUUGCGCGGUCGUGCCACUUUCACUCCCACUCUCGCUUCGCCUCCUCAACCCACCUCUCCAUCAAGUCCUAUCGUUUUGCAAUCUUGACAACGAAGCGUGUGCGAUACAAUGAACAUGGUUUGAUUCUUUACUCGGGAUCCGCCUGGGUCUGUCCCGUUAUCGUCACGUCGAGCCUUGGACGCAUUCGCCCCUCGGUCGCCGGCCAUCUGAGUUGGGGAAAUCAUUCGACUCGGUGACAUUGUCCAUUGCCUUCUCGAUCCUUGCAUCGCAUCGCUGUGGUAAAUAAUAAUAUAGGCUUUACCUUGUUGAUUUCGACUUCGCAUUCAACCGAUCCGACACACACUCGGCCGCUCUCCGAGCCUCUCACAUUGCUGCAUCUCCGGACGUACCGAAACAUCGAUUGAUUUGCCUGGUUCUGCAUACUAUGCGCCUUCGCCGAGCGGCUCGUGUGAUCCUUGUCGGCGCGCCCGGUGUUGGGAAAGGCACCCAGUCCGAACGUCUACUUUCGCGCUUCCCUCAGCUGUCAGCCAUUUCGUCCGGAGACCUUCUCCGCCACAAUGUCAAGAACCGCACCCCCCUCGGCAUCAAGGUCGAGAAGACCAUGAAAACCGGCGGCCUGGUCCCCGAUGACAUGAUUCUUCGCUUGAUCACCAAUGAACUUUCCCAGCGCGGAUGGAUCUCAAACGGCCAGCCUAGCUUCAUGUCCUUUACUUCCGCCGCUCCGGGUGAUGGCGCUUCUGCCAUCGACAUUGCGGCGGAUUCACCUAUACCAGGCCUGGACACAGACCCAAGUGCAGGCGCAAGUCUGUCGCGCCAAGCUUCCGAGGACCCAACAGCCUCGUUUCUGCUUGACGGGUUUCCACGCACUGCAGUCCAGGCUGAGCGACUGGACGAUAUUGUGCCUAUUAAUUGGGUAGUGUCACUCCAGACACCGUUUGAGGUGGUUAUGGAGCGCAUAUCGUCAAGAUGGGUGCACGAGCCGUCUGGCCGUGUAUACAACACCACAUUCAAUGCGCCAAAAGUGCCAGGCCGUGAUGACAUCACGGGCGAGCCCCUUGUACAGCGCGUCGAUGACAGCGAGGAGGUCUACCGGGCACGGUUCCAGAAAUUCCAAGAGACUAGUGAACCUCUAUUGGAGCAUUAUGCCAAGAAAGGCGUUUUGUGGGAGGUCCAUGGCCUCAGCAGUGAUGAGAUUAGCCCUCAACUAUACCGGGAAUUCGAGAAACGGUUCCUUUGAUGGAACCGGUAUACUAGCUGCAAUGAAUCAUUGCAUUGAAUAGUGCGAUCUAGGAUGCUCAUGUACAUUGUGUUGUAGAAUGUACAGCUUCAAGGAACGUCGAUGGGUAGCGGAGUACUCAACAAAUCCGCUCGGAACUUUAAAGAAACAGAAGCCAUGGCAAUGAUAUAGACGAUUGUCUUGUGUACAAAUAGGAAGGAAAUACCUACUCUCUUGAUGGACGGCUACAUACAUAGUCUGGAAGCAUUGGGUAUACCAAUACACCUAUCACCCCUGCUUUAGUUCACAUUCUCUAGCUUGCUGUGCUUCAUAUACCUAGUACCUACAUAUAGUUUAUUGAAAAUGUAGCCGACAAAAACUCUCCGUCUACAAUAUCUUGCGAUUCAUCCUCCUAACGGAAAGUUAAUACAUG